AUAUAUAGUAGCUGCUAACGUGUAAACUGAUAAAGCACAAAAUGCUUUCUGACUGAUGUAAAAGUGCAAAAGAAUAAAACAUGAUUGAAAUAUAUUAGACAGUUAAUAAUGAAAAAUAUCUGCACUAUCUGCAAGGCUGUCAUCAUUACGCACAAUUUGAAAAAUACAGGCUAACCCAUACAGCUAUACAUUGUUAGUGCUAGAAAAGAGAUCCACUUUAAUAAUUCAGUUUCAGCUCAAAUUGAGCAGAAAAGUCCGCACCAAUUAAUCUCAUGCCAUUUUUGUUUCUUGACAUCAGCAUGAUUUCUGCAGACAGUUUCUUUUGUGUUUUAAAGCCCCUAUCUUUAGAUUGGGUGCUUCAUAAGUUAAAAGUAGGGGAAAGAUAAUGGGGAUUUUUAUAUAUUCUCAAAUAGCCCAAGCUUAAGCUUUAUCAUCAUUACACAACACAGAUGAAAUAGUGUGAAGGCCCCACAUCAGCACUUUCAACUGGUUUUCUCAGCUUGUCUCUACAUGAGAUAAAGUACUUUAAACAAAACAUGCUUAGACUUCAGAGGGUUUUUAGAAUAAAUAAAACACCAAUGCCUUGCUGUAUUUCCAGCUUCCUGUUGUUAUGAGUGUGUAUCCAGCUGACAGUAUUUCACAAUAUCAAGGAAUAUGUAUAAAUCAAAGUCCAGAGUCCAGCUACCGUACCUGUAACCAGUGAGGAUUUUCCACUCUUCUCUGGUCCCUUCUGCAAACAUUUUUCUCUAAUUUGUCUGUGUAAUUUGGAAGCAACAUGGAGCAGAUCACCAACUUUAUUUGCAGGUAUAAAAACUACAACUUUCCGUCCGGGCAAACAACUGCAGAGUACAUUGAUUCACUCCAGAGCUUCGAAAUUCGAGACAGUGAUAUAUUUCUCGUCACUUAUCCAAAGUCAGGAACUAUAUGGACUCAACAGAUCAUCAUCUCCAUCUGUGAAUUAGACGGGGGUCUGAACGAAUAUCCAAACAACUUGGAGCAGAUGCCGUGGGUGGAGUACACAGCGGGUCGAGAAGAUUACGCCUUACGACCCUCUCCACGGCUCUUCGCCUCUCACCUCACCCCAGUUCUCAUGCCUCCGGUACUAAAGGAAAAGAAGGCUAAGAUUGUCUAUGUGAUGCGAAACCCAAAGGACAACAUCGUCUCCUUUUACCACUUCAGUAAAGUGUGCGGUGACCUGGAGACUCCGAAGAACUUUGAGCACUUUUUUGAGGAGUAUUUGACAGGCAACGUUGUAGGAUCAUCCUGGUUCGACCACAUCAGGGAGUGGCAUUCCAAAAAAGACGAGUACAACAUCCUCUUCCUGACCUAUGAGGAAAUGGUUUUGGACCUGAAGGCGGCAGUAACUAAGAUCUGCAUUUUCUUAGGGAAGAACCUGAGUGAAGCAGCCAUUGAGCAAGUUGAAGAAAAAUCUACAUUCAUGAACAUGAAGAAAGACUCAAAAGCAAACUACGAGUUUCUGCCACAAGAGAAUCUGAAGGGAGACUUCAUGCGCAAAGAUUGUCUAUGUGAUGCAAAACCCAAAGGACAACAUCGUCUCCUUUUACCACUUGAGUAAAGUGUGAGUGAGUAUUUCAUGGGCAACGGUGAGAUACCUCAGAGUCUGGAUGAUGACGACCAGAUGUGAUUAUAAAGAAUUGACAGAAAGAAUAGAAGUAAUUUUAAUGUUAUGUUAAAAGGUCUUUAGAUGCAAAGGUCAGCAGAUGGCAAACCAAAUACUGCCAUCUGCUGGUUCCCUAGUAAAUCACAUUAAGCCUGUGGCAAAGAACCUUGGUGUCUGGUUUGAUAGUAAUUUAAAUUUCGAGCAGCACACCACAAAGCUUGUUCAAUCAUGUUUU
Molecule: messenger RNA, 1856 nt
Organism: Micropterus salmoides (largemouth bass)
Lineage: Eukaryota; Metazoa; Chordata; Actinopteri; Centrarchiformes; Centrarchidae
Product: amine sulfotransferase-like
Exons: 6
Coding region: 776-1576 (266 amino acids)
Biological process (GO): sulfation
Cellular component (GO): cytoplasm
Molecular function (GO): sulfotransferase activity
Source: RefSeq, a predicted model, not a curated record